CCCCCCCCCCUUUUUUUUUUUUUCACGGCUUCCCCAUCUAUAAAAGAAGGUUUUAUUCUUGGGCCUCCCCUGUCUCACGCCGAACUCUGCCAUGCUGUCUAGACAUGCUGCCGUAGGUCUAAGUCCAGCUGUCACCAUGGGGAUGGACUCGGGAUCGCUGUGAAUUUUUGGGGGGAGAGAGAGAGAGAGAAAGGAGGAGAGAGAGAGAGAGAGACAGAAGAAGAGGAAGAAGAAGAAGAAGAAGAAGAAAAAGGGUGGGUGGGCUUUUUUUUUUUACCCUGAGCCCUUUGGGGGUCUGGAAAAGGGGGACCCCUGCUUCCUGCCCCCCUCCCAAGGCCAUUGGUUCCUGCCCUGCUGUCCCCACUCUCUCCACCCCACCUCCACCCCCCAUUUCUGGCACCCCUCGUUUUUUGUUUUUUGCUCUUCUCCAGGAGCAGGAGCAUAAGAGAGAGACCUGGCCUCCGCAUCUGUCACCUAACCCCUGGCCGAGCUAUUUAAAGCCAGGGGCCUUGCUGGAUUUUGUCUCAACCUAUUUAUGCAUCGCUUGGACUUGGCAAGGGGGUCUCCGGAAGAAUAACUCUCACCCCCCCCUCCCCUCCUACCUCCCAUCCCUCCAGGCUUGGGAACAAUCGGAAGAGACAGAGAGAGAGAGAGAGAGAGAGAGAGAAAAGCUAUUCCGUAGCAGCAGCAGUUGUCCGUCGGCUGCCCUCCUUCCUUGCUUGGGCUGGUCUGGGAAAACAGUCUCCCGAGUGACCCCCGCCGGGUGGGGGAUCCGAGAGCAUGAAGGCCCCCCAAGUGCUCCUGAUCUGCUCUUCUUUGGCGUUGCUGCUUCAACCGGGCUUUUCCCAGCCCUACCUUCGGCUCCGCCCUUCCCCAAGCGACAACCUGCCCAUCAAGGAUAUUAUCGAGCAUCCUGAUCCCGAAUAUGACCCCAAGGAGCAAGAUUUGGACGACCGGACUUUACGUAAGAAACUGGGGAGCCAUUUCGACCCCAACUUCAUGUCGGUGGCAGCGCCGGCUCAAGGGAAUCUCUCCAGCUUGGAGCCUUUGCAGAAGUUCAAAGGUCAAGGCGCUUUGCCCGGCGAGCUGAAAAAGCUGGACCUUGCCGAGACGCCUUAUAGGACCAAGGUCAAGAUAGGUAAAAAAGCCCGACGGAAAUUUCUCCAGUGGCUUUGGGCUUACACCUACUGUCCGGUGAUGUACACCUGGAAGGACCUAGGCAGUCGGUUUUGGCCUCGGUACAUCAAGGAAGGGAACUGCAUGGCCGAGCGGUCGUGUUCCUUCCCGGAGGGCAUGUCCUGCAAACCGAUCAAAUCGGUCACCAAGACCUUCUUGAGAUGGUACUGCCAAGGAUGGUCCAAGCAAAAAUAUUGCACGUGGAUCCCCGUUCAGUAUCCGGUGAUUUCAGAGUGCAAGUGCUCCUGUUAAUUAUGGGAGGUGUGAAAGGGGGGGAGGAGAGAGGUGGAGGACUUAUGGAGGUGGGGAACGUGCCCUCCCCUCCCCCGGCUCCUGGAUGGAUGCAGCAUGAUGGAUGGAGAUGGGGCUUUAGGUCCGGGAGAGCCUCAGCUGAAAGGCACGCUAAUGGCUUUGAGAUUGGGGAGGGGAAAGGAGGAGAGGAGGACGUGAGGUUGCACUCGAUCCUACACCGGGGGAUCCAUCCGGAAGGCUGAAGCAUCGGGAGAAGGUGGCUAGGAACUCAAGCCACCUGGGUGAACGGACUUGACAGGUGCCAAUCAUCCUCCAACCCCCAAGUGAAGCUUGAAGGGUUGAGAGAGUCUUGCCUUGACAAAGAGACCUACAGACACCACCGGUGUUUGCAAGACACUUCGCUCCAUCGUUUCUCUAUCCUCUUCCCCGUACCGCUUGCACUGUUGUUGUUUUUUUUCCCCUGCCUCGCUCCCUGCUUCUCUCUCUCCCUCCCUCCUUCCCUCCCCCUUCUCUCUCUUUUUAAUUAUUUUAUUUUAUUUGAACAUGGGGAAAAGAAACCCCAGAGGAACUGCAGUGCAGGCCACGAGGAAAAAAAAUAAAGACAGAGAGAGAGAAAGCUAAGCACUACAUGGAGAUGUCUAUUUUUAUACGUAUAUAGCGUUCUAACAAAAUUUAAAACUGCCACCCCCCAACCCCCAUGUAAAUAUAGAGAGUUUUAAAGGAGGAGGGAAUUCUGUUGUGGUUUUUGUUGUUUUUGUGCGUGUGUUUUUUUUUUAAAUCAAUAAUAAGAAAAUAACAAUGCAGGACCACAAAUUGAAGCUUCAACCAUUUUGAAACUGCAGUUUCCUUUGUCAUAUAAGAAAGAGAAGAUAUUUUCCUAUAAUGCUGGUUUAUAACGCCCGAUCCUUUAAACGCCUUUAAAAAUGCCCUUGUGUCUGAUUUCCUGCACUCCUGAUUGUUCGUUUUGCCUGUUCCAAAACUUGUUACCGAUCUUCAGACAAAUUUUCAGAGUUGGCUAAAGCUCUGAGUUUUCUUUCUUUUUUUUUUUUUAAUGUAUAUUGAGUAAGGAUAUUUUGUUUUUAAGUAUAUGUUGUUAUGAAAGAGUGAUUUUUUUGGUGGGGGGGGAUACAUAUAGUAAUGUAGAGAUGUUAAAAGAACUUUCUCAUGUACAGUUUAUUUAUUUUUAAUGUUUGUGUAUAGAAGGGCGGGGAGGGAAAGCUAGAGAUAUUGAAAAUGUUUACUUGAAUACUCUUUGAACAACACAUUGGUGUACAUAUGACUGAGCAAAACAUUUUUAGCAAUAAACUCUAUCUUUGAAGAAAGUC
Messenger RNA from Pantherophis guttatus, 2753 nucleotides. Its product is annotated as noggin-2-like. Gene Ontology annotation, biological process: negative regulation of cell differentiation; osteoblast differentiation; dorsal/ventral pattern formation. NCBI's taxonomy places the organism in Eukaryota, Metazoa, Chordata, Lepidosauria, Squamata, Colubridae. The record is from RefSeq and is a predicted model, not a curated record.